UACACACAUAUCUAUCUGUCUUGUCUCAUCCCUCGGCAAAUAAUCCCCUCGCCCAGCAUGUCCGUCUACGACACCGUCGCUCCACUCUUCCUCAGCGGCCUGCAGACCUACGACCACAUCCUCGCACAGGCAGAGGCAUAUGCAAAGGAGAAGGGUGUUGAUGUCGACGCCACCUUCUUCGAGGCCCGCCUCGUCGACGACAUGCUGCCCCUCAAGUUCCAGGUCCAGAACACCACCAGCCUCGCCCAGAUCAACAUCGGUCGGCUCAUCGGCGAGGACAUCACACCCUUCGAGAAGGACGAGAAGACGGUGGCAGACCUGCGCAAGAGGGUUCAGAAGACCCUGGAGUUGCUGAAAAACAUCGACGCUGCCAAGGCUGCCGGCAAGGAGGAGGCUACGGUUGACCUGCCUGCUCUGGGCAACACACACAAGGUUUCGGCCAAGGUUGCGGUCCUGCACCACGGUCUGCCUAAUUUCUUCUUCCACCUGAAUACUGGCUACGCAAUCCUGCGGGCCAAGGGCGUGUCCAUUGGCAAGAAGGA
This is a messenger RNA of Cryphonectria parasitica EP155, 542 nucleotides long. RefSeq lists its product as uncharacterized. NCBI's taxonomy places the organism in Eukaryota, Fungi, Ascomycota, Sordariomycetes, Diaporthales, Cryphonectriaceae. The transcript is spliced from 2 exons. The record is from RefSeq and is a predicted model, not a curated record. The annotation marks the transcript as partial.